Vairimorpha ceranae is the source of this 185-nucleotide messenger RNA. RefSeq lists its product as hypothetical. The transcript has a single exon. The annotation marks the transcript as partial. The record is from RefSeq and is a predicted model, not a curated record. NCBI's taxonomy places the organism in Eukaryota, Fungi, Microsporidia, Nosematidae.
AUGGCUGAAAGUUUGGAAAAAAAUAUUAUAAAAAGUAAUAAAAGCAAUCCCAAGCUGGCAUAUGAGAACUACUUUUACAAUUAUGUGAAAAUUUCAGUCGGAAGAAUUAUGUGGAGAUGCAACAAACGAGGAUGUUGCUCAAUAUUAAAAACAACUUUAAAUUAUGUGUUUACAGAACUAAGUAU